Astrephomene gubernaculifera is the source of this 2102-nucleotide messenger RNA. NCBI's taxonomy places the organism in Eukaryota, Viridiplantae, Chlorophyta, Chlorophyceae, Chlamydomonadales, Astrephomenaceae. The record is from the annotation of a GenBank genome assembly.
GUUAUUGAUAGGUUAAUGGUAGAAAAUAGCGUUUCACUUGGUUACAUUCCUGCCUGCUCAGGCUGUUCCUGGAACGACAGCUACGCACAAAUGUCUUGGCGACGGUGACAGUUUGAGAUAGGCUUUGACGAAGCACUACACAAUGCAUAAGCUCUUGCCAGCUAGCUGGGCUGGUCCGGCUCCAAUUUUGGAGUCGCGCAGGCUUGGCUCGCGGACAUCCUCAUGGCGGACGCCCAUUAUUCUCAUCGCGUUAACAGUUAUGGUUUCUCUUGCUACCAUUUACACAGUGCAUUACUCGCAGCGUGUUGCCAACAGCGAUCCGUACCGGAGUGCAAAUACGGAGGAGGAUGAUAUUGAGAUGCAAAAAGCUCUGGAAGCUAUUAACGAGAUGAAUGCGAAGACUCCUCCCCCUCCGGCACUUUCGCGCGAGACGUGCCACACAGAAGAGCACUCUGAGAUAGAUGGACGCGUUGUAAAGUGGGGCGCUGAUCACUUCACGGAAACCGCGGGCGAGUGCUGUGCGGCCUGCACCAACCACGCCGACUGCAACGUUUGGGUGUGGUGUGCCAACCCCGGCGGCUGCGGCAGCGGCAGGCAGCACAAGGAGUGCUGGCUGAAGAAGAACACCGUCAAGAACAUCGUCGACAGCAAGGGAUACGCCCACCCAGGCAUUCCCUGGACCUCCGGCGCGCUGUACGCCCCCGAGGAGCGGCUGCGUGUGCUGGAGGCGGAGCGGCUGCGGCUGGAGGCGCUGCGAGACGACCCCAACCUGCCGCUCGUCUACCUGGACGUGGCAAUCAAGGGCAAGUACAUUGGCCGCAUGAAGGUCGUGCUGUUCAAGAACGACUCGCCGCGGGCCGCUGAGAACUUCCGCGCGCUGUGCACCGGCGAGAAGGGUGUCGUUCCCCCGGGCCACGAGGGUGCCGGCAAGGCGUACCACAUCAAGGGCGCCACCUUUUACCGCAUCAUUGACAGGUUCAUCGACCAGACGGGCGCCAACACGGAGUCCAUAUACGGCGGCGCCUUCAAGGACGACCCGGGCGGCCUGGCGCUCAAGCACGACCGCAAGGGGCUGCUGUCCAUGGCCAACGCGGGGCCCGACACCAACACCAGCCACUUCUCCAUCCUCAUGGCGCCCGCGCCGCACCUGGACGGCCACUACACCAUCUUUGGGGAGGUGGUGGAGGGUCUGGAGGUUGCGGAGAAGAUCAACGCGCUGGCCCGCGGCAAGCCCAACAACACGGCGGGCCCCGAGGAGGAGGCCGUGAUCGUGGACAGCGGCCAGAUCCGGUAGCCAUCAAACACAUUGGGUGGUUUAUGAAGCAAGUUGGGGCUUUUCGUGAUGUCGUAGACGGAUAUCCGACUUCAUAGUUUGGCACUGGUCUAUAGAACAUGGUGUAAAGGGUAGGACCGAGGUGGAAAUCAAGUGAGGGUACUGCUGAAUGCUACCGGUAAGUUUUUUAUGGUGCGCGGGUUAUCAUAUGAUUGCGAAGGGGAGCUUAGGAAAGAGCAGGGCAACGAGCCAAAGGAGAUAGCUGGGCUGGCAAAAGAGAUGCGGUGACCUUGCAUGGUGGUGCUUAGCAGGUUGUUGGAUGCUGCGUGCGCAUGAGGCAUAUGGAAACAGGUUGUCAUGUCGUACACGGACUGUGGGAACACUGCACGUGUUGUAAUGAUGGUUGUUGUCCUGUCAACCUUGAUGGGAAUGCGAGUAGCCCUCUGUGCGUGCAUAUAUGCGGAUGCCUUCGCCCCAUCUGUCUGUUGCAUGUGCUUGGUUGUGCUCUUUUCGAAUCCGACUUGUUACCGCGGUCAAGUCCUUGUUGUCAUAGUGCCACAUGACACCCCACGCGUGUCACAUGCCCUGCUCUCCAUGUUGCAAAAAGGGCACGGCGUCAUAUGAUAUGCUUGCCGAAACUAUUGUGCAACACUCCGUGGCUGGUGGCUGCGACGAGAAGCCGUGCCCGGCAAACAUGCGCAGCCUAGUUGGCCCGUGCGCAGACGUCAAUAGACCGUUCCGCAACAUGGGAAGAGUUAGGCAACACAGGGGAGUAAAACAAGACACGUGGGUUUCCGUUCGACUCAGCUUGCUCCUGCUGCAGAAGAGG